ACCUUCGGUUUAUGUUGAACAACCAUGUUGGCUCUCCGCUUGUUUUUAAUGCUGCAAUGCAGCCUGUUGGUCCUGGCAGGCGUUUGUUUAAUACCGCAGCCUGUUAGAAGGCAGCGCUCGCUCGAGGAUAUAGUGAAGAAUCCCUGGAGGCUAUCACCCCGCCUGGAUGGCCGUAUUGUGGGCGGUCAUCGCAUCAACAUCACCGACGCACCACAUCAGGUUUCGCUGCAGACUUCGUCCCACAUUUGCGGAGGUUCUAUCAUAUCGGAGGAGUGGAUACUGACUGCCGCCCAUUGCACAUAUGGUAAAACGGCAGAUCGCCUGAAAAUACGCCUGGGCACCAGUGAGUUCGCUCGCAGUGGCCAACUGCUGCGGGUGCAGAAGAUCGUCCAGCACGCCCAGUUCAACUACACCAAUGUGGAUUACGAUUUCUCCCUGCUGCAGCUGGCGCAUCCCAUCCAGUUCGACGAGACCAAGAAGGCUGUCAAGCUGCCCGAGUCUCAGAUGAAAUUCAUGGACGGGGAAGCCUGCUAUGUGAGUGGUUGGGGCAACACCCAGAACCUGCUGGAGUCCCGCGAGUGGCUGCGUCAGGUGGAGGUGCCUCUGGUUAAUCAGGAGCUGUGCAGUGAGAAAUACAAGCAGUAUGGCGGCGUUACCGAGCGCAUGAUCUGUGCUGGAUUUCUGGAAGGCGGCAAGGAUGCGUGCCAAGGCGAUUCCGGCGGUCCGAUGGUCACCGAAUCGGGCGAGCUGGUGGGCGUGGUUAGUUGGGGCUACGGUUGCGCAAAGCCCGAUUAUCCGGGUGUCUAUUCAAGAGUAAGUUUCGCACGGGAUUGGAUCAAGGAGCACAGUGGUGUUUAGAUUAGUGUAUAUCCUGCAGUACAAUCUUAGCUUGGAAACAAGUUUCUCCUUAUGUUUGCCACUACAUGUAUUUCGAGAGCCCGCAAUAAAAA
Drosophila teissieri is the source of this 950-nucleotide messenger RNA. RefSeq names its product trypsin-1. NCBI's taxonomy places the organism in Eukaryota, Metazoa, Arthropoda, Insecta, Diptera, Drosophilidae. The transcript has 2 exons. The coding region runs from base 25 to 858 and encodes 277 amino acids. Gene Ontology annotation, biological process: proteolysis. The record is from RefSeq and is a predicted model, not a curated record. Gene Ontology annotation, molecular function: serine-type endopeptidase activity.